CCAGGCGCCUCCCCGCCCCCCCCUCCCCGCGUUCCGCGGCGGCGGCGGCGGCAGCAGUAGCAGCAACAUGGCUGUUGAUGGGUGUUCGGGGUGGCGCUGGCGGCGGGAGGAGCUCCCUCGAGCCCCUGCGCCGGCCGCCCGUUGCUAGCUAUGGCAAACGGUGGCGGCGGCGGCGGCGGCAGCAGCGGCGGCGGCGGCGGCGGCGGCGGCGGAGGCAGCGGUCUUAGAAUGAGCAGCAAUAUCCACGCGAACCAUCUCAGCCUAGACGCGUCCUCCUCUUCCUCCUCCUCUUCUUCUUCCUCCUCCUCUUCCUCCUCGUCCUCGGUCCACGAGCCCAAGAUGGAUGCGCUCAUCAUCCCGGUGACCAUGGAGGUGCCGUGCGACAGCAGGGGCCAACGCAUGUGGUGGGCUUUCCUGGCCUCCUCCAUGGUGACUUUCUUCGGGGGCCUCUUCAUCAUCUUGCUCUGGCGGACGCUGAAGUACCUGUGGACCGUUUGCUGCCACUGCGGGGGCAAGACGAAGGAGGCCCAGAAGAUAAAUAAUGGCUCCAGCCAGGCAGAUGGUACCCUCAAACCAGUGGACGAGAAGGAGGAGGUGGUGGCAGCCGAGGUCGGCUGGAUGACUUCCGUAAAAGACUGGGCAGGAGUGAUGAUAUCUGCCCAGACACUGACUGGCAGAGUCCUGGUCGUGUUAGUCUUUGCUCUCAGCAUUGGUGCCCUUGUAAUAUACUUCAUAGACUCGUCAAACCCAAUAGAAUCCUGCCAGAAUUUCUACAAAGAUUUCACAUUACAGAUCGACAUGGCUUUCAACGUGUUCUUCCUUCUCUACUUUGGCUUGCGGUUUAUUGCAGCCAACGAUAAGCUGUGGUUCUGGCUGGAAGUGAAUUCUGUAGUAGAUUUCUUCACAGUGCCUCCCGUGUUUGUGUCUGUGUACUUAAACAGAAGUUGGCUUGGCUUGAGGUUUUUAAGAGCUCUCAGACUGAUACAGUUUUCAGAAAUUUUGCAGUUUCUGAAUAUCCUUAAGACAAGUAAUUCCAUCAAGCUGGUGAAUCUGCUCUCCAUAUUUAUCAGCACGUGGCUGACUGCAGCUGGAUUCAUCCACUUGGUGGAGAAUUCAGGGGACCCAUGGGAAAAUUUCCAAAACAACCAGGCACUGACAUACUGGGAAUGUGUCUACUUACUCAUGGUCACAAUGUCUACAGUGGGCUAUGGGGAUGUUUAUGCCAAAACUACGCUUGGACGUCUCUUCAUGGUCUUCUUCAUCCUCGGGGGACUGGCCAUGUUUGCCAGCUACGUCCCUGAAAUCAUAGAGUUAAUAGGAAACCGCAAGAAAUACGGGGGCUCGUAUAGCGCGGUUAGUGGAAGAAAGCACAUUGUAGUCUGUGGCCACAUCACUCUGGAGAGCGUCUCUAACUUCCUGAAGGACUUUCUGCACAAGGACCGGGAUGAUGUCAACGUGGAGAUUGUCUUUCUUCACAACAUCUCCCCUAACCUUGAGCUUGAGGCCCUGUUCAAACGACAUUUUACUCAGGUGGAAUUUUAUCAGGGUUCUGUCCUCAAUCCCCACGAUCUUGCCAGAGUCAAGAUAGAGUCAGCAGAUGCGUGCCUGAUCCUUGCCAAUAAGUACUGCGCUGACCCGGAUGCAGAAGAUGCUUCCAACAUCAUGAGAGUGAUCUCCAUAAAGAACUACCACCCGAAAAUCAGGAUCAUAACUCAGAUGCUGCAGUAUCAUAACAAGGCCCAUCUGCUCAACAUCCCCAGCUGGAAUUGGAAAGAGGGUGAUGACGCAAUAUGCCUCGCAGAGCUCAAGUUGGGUUUCAUAGCCCAGAGCUGUCUGGCUCAAGGCCUCUCCACAAUGCUUGCCAACCUCUUCUCUAUGAGGUCAUUCAUAAAGAUUGAGGAAGACACAUGGCAGAAAUACUACCUGGAAGGAGUCUCCAAUGAAAUGUACACAGAGUAUCUCUCCAGUGCCUUCGUGGGGCUGUCCUUCCCUACUGUUUGUGAGCUGUGCUUUGUGAAGCUUAAACUCCUGAUGAUAGCCAUUGAGUACAAGUCUGCCAACCGGGAGAGCAGAAUAUUAAUUAACCCUGGGAACCACCUUAAGAUCCAAGAAGGUACUUUAGGAUUUUUCAUCGCAAGCGAUGCCAAAGAAGUUAAAAGGGCAUUUUUUUACUGCAAGGCCUGUCAUGAUGACGUCACAGAUCCCAAAAGAAUUAAAAAAUGCGGCUGCAGGCGGCCCAAGAUGUCCGUCUUCAAGAGAAUGAGACGAGCAUGUUGUUUUGGUUGCGGACGUUCUGAGCGUGACUGCUCAUGCAUGUCAGACCGUGUGCGUGGUAACGUGGACACCCUUGAGAGAGCCUUCCCGCUUUCUUCUGUCUCUGUUAAUGAUUGCUCCGCCAGUUUCCGUGCCUUUGAAGAUGAGCAGCCGCCAACGCUGUCACCAAAAAAAAAGCAACGUAAUGGGGGUAUGAGGAACUCACCCAACUCCUCCCCGAAGCUGAUGAGGCAUGACCCCUUGUUAAUCCCUGGCAAUGAUCAGAUUGACAGCAUGGAUUCCAAUGUGAAGAAGUACGACUCCAAUGUGUUUCACUGGUGUGCACCCAAGGAGAUCGAGAAAGUCAUCCUGACUCGAAGUGAAGCCGCCAUGACUGUCCUGAGUGGCCAUGUUGUAGUCUGUAUCUUUGGGGAUGUCAGCUCAGCCCUGAUUGGUCUCCGGAACCUGGUGAUGCCGCUCCGUGCUAGCAAUUUUCACUACCAUGAGCUCAAACACAUUGUGUUUGUGGGCUCCAUCGAGUACCUCAAGCGAGAGUGGGAAACACUGCACAACUUCCCCAAAGUGUCCAUAUUGCCUGGUACGCCAUUAAGUCGGGCUGAUUUAAGGGCUGUCAACAUCAACCUCUGUGACAUGUGCGUUAUCCUGUCAGCCAAUCAGAAUAAUAUUGAUGAUACUUCGCUUCAGGACAAGGAAUGUAUCUUGGCGUCACUCAACAUCAAAUCUAUGCAGUUUGAUGACAGCAUCGGGGUCUUGCAGGCUAAUUCCCAAGGAUUCACACCUCCUGGAAUGGACCGGUCAUCUCCUGACAACAGCCCAGUGCAUGGGAUGCUGCGCCAGCCGUCCAUCACAACAGGAGUCAACAUCCCCAUCAUCACAGAACUCGUGAAUGAUACUAAUGUUCAGUUUUUGGACCAAGACGAUGACGAUGACCCUGAUACGGAGCUGUACCUCACGCAGCCCUUUGCAUGUGGGACAGCAUUUGCCGUCAGCGUCCUGGACUCGCUCAUGAGCGCGACAUACUUCAAUGACAAUAUCCUCACCCUAAUACGGACCCUGGUGACAGGAGGAGCCACGCCAGAGCUUGAGGCUCUAAUUGCUGAGGAGAAUGCACUUCGAGGGGGCUACAGCACUCCCCAGACACUGGCCAACAGGGACCGUUGCCGAGUGGCUCAGUUAGCCCUGUUGGAUGGCCCCUUUGCAGACUUAGGGGAUGGUGGUUGUUAUGGUGAUCUGUUCUGCAAAGCUCUGAAAACGUAUAAUAUGCUUUGUUUUGGAAUUUACCGGCUGAGAGAUGCCCACCUCAGCACCCCCAGCCAGUGUACAAAAAGGUAUGUCAUCACCAAUCCCCCCUACGAGUUUGAGCUUGUACCAACAGACCUGAUCUUCUGCCUGAUGCAGUUUGACCACAACGCUGGCCAAUCACGGGCCAGCCUGUCUCAUUCCUCCCACUCCUCACAAUCCUCCAGUAAGAAGAGCUCCUCCGUCCACUCCAUCCCGUCCACAGCAAAUCGGCCGAACCGGCCCAAGUCCAGGGAGUCUCGCGACAAACAGAAAAAAGAAAUGGUUUACAGAUGAACCGGAUAAUGCCUAUCCCAGAAACAUUCAAAUCAAGCCCAUGGGUACCCACAUGGCUAACCAGAUCAACCAAUAUAAAUCCACAAGCAGCUUGAUCCCUCCAAUCAGAGAAGUUGAAGAUGAAUGUUGACUCCCAGGAGACCAGAACUAUUUUUUUAAAGCCUGACAAACUUCAUAAUGGUGAUGUGACUUCUCUUCCUCUUCCAUGCCGAAUCACUGGUGGAAACACUAGAGUAAGCAAGAAUUGCAAGAAAAUAAAGUAGACAGAUCUUUCUCUUUGCCUUGAA
Messenger RNA from Arvicola amphibius (Eurasian water vole), 4136 nucleotides. It is a transcript of the gene Kcnma1, whose product is annotated as potassium calcium-activated channel subfamily M alpha 1. Gene Ontology annotation, molecular function: large conductance calcium-activated potassium channel activity. Lineage: Eukaryota; Metazoa; Chordata; Mammalia; Rodentia; Cricetidae. Gene Ontology annotation, cellular component: postsynaptic membrane. The record is from RefSeq and is a predicted model, not a curated record. Gene Ontology annotation, biological process: transmembrane transport; potassium ion transport.